This is a messenger RNA of Dendrobium catenatum, 1045 nucleotides long. RefSeq names its product histone H2B.11-like. Gene Ontology annotation, biological process: nucleosome assembly. The transcript has a single exon. Bases 584 to 1045 code for a protein of 153 amino acids. Lineage: Eukaryota; Viridiplantae; Streptophyta; Magnoliopsida; Asparagales; Orchidaceae. Gene Ontology annotation, cellular component: nucleosome. The record is from RefSeq and is a predicted model, not a curated record. Gene Ontology annotation, molecular function: protein heterodimerization activity; structural constituent of chromatin; DNA binding.
UUCAAUUGUAAGGCGACCUCGCACUCCUUACCGUAGGAGAAUUUCCUUGCAUUUUUGAACAACUUGAAGAAUGAUGAGCACCUCUCGCUUAGUUUGGAGAUGAAGAGGUUUAACCUAAUGACUCGGGAAAUGAGUUGCUAUACUUCCUUGCUUUCUUUGGAGACAACAUCUUUAGGAUUUCCCUCAUCUUGUCUAGGUUCACAUUGAUAUCCUCUGGGUGAGUAGGAAGCCUUAGAACUUGCUUAACCUUGCACCAAAGACACACUUUAGGGGAUUAAUCUCAUAUUAUAUCUCUUGAGGGUGGAAAAUGUCUCCUUCAGAUCUUGUAUGUGUUUGUUUUGUGGCUUGCUCUUCACCAAUAGAUCAUCCACACGCAUCUUUAUAUUCUUUUUUAUAUGGUCUCGGAAGACUAUCUCUCUGGUGUGUUGUCUAAGGAGGCUGCCGCUGGCGACAAGAAGAAGAAGAAGAAGAAGAAGAAGAAGAAGAAGGGAAGUGAGACCUACAAGAUCUACAAAGGAGAAGAAGUCGAAAGCCGAGUACCCCCUUUAGAAAAACCUAACAAUUCCCUUACUCUCGAUCUCUCAUGGAGCCCAAGGUCGAGAAGAAGCCCGUGGAGAAGAAGCCGUCCGCCGAGAAGCUGAUAGAGGAGAAGGAGAAGAAGUCAGAAGACGAGAAGGCGCCGGUUGGAAUGAAGCCGAAGGCUAAGAAGUGUCUGCCGUCUAAGGAGGCUGCUGCCGGCGACAAAAAGAAGAAGAAAAACAAGAAGGGAAGUGAGACCUACAAGAUCUACAUCUUUAAAGUCUUAAAGCAGGUUCAUCCUGUUAUCAGAAUCUCGAGCAAAGCGAUGAGCAUCAUGAAUUCGUUCAUUAUUGAUAUUUUUGAGAAGCUCGCUCAGGAGACGUCUCGGCUUGCGCGUUAUAAAAAGGAGCCGAUGUUCACAUCCAGGGAGAUCCAGACUUCGGUUCACUUUGUGCUUCCUAGUGAGCUUGCUAAGCAUUCUGAUUCGGAGGGCACAAAGGCGGUUACCAAGUUUACCAUCUCUUAA